UUGAUGUUGGCAUUUCGAUAAUUGUCUCUUAGUUGGGAUGAACCCCUUUGUACUGCUAUUGUUGUACACACUGGGGACAUCAGUGGUGCUGGCAGACCCCAACAAAGACGAAUCAAGCCCCUCAGAGAAUCCGGGGCUCUCGGUAGAUCCAAAGCCCUCAGAGGAACCCACUGGCCAAAAAAGUGAGCCAUGCUCAAAGGGAUGUACCUGUCUCCAAGAUGACUACAGUUUAGAGCUCAACGUCUACUGCAGCACACGCAACCUCACCCAGGUUCCCUCCGACAUCCCUCUGUCUACACGCUCGCUAUGGCUGGAUGGAAACCUGUUUGCUAACUUACCAGCGGCUGCUUUUGAAAAGCUGUCCAAUCUGGAGUUCCUAAACUUACAGAGCAGCCGGCUGGUAUCCCUCGAUGCUCAUGUCUUUAAAGGUCUGAAUUCUCUUGCUCACCUGCACCUUGAGAGGAACAAUAUUCGUUCAUUAGCUGGCAUAGUCUUCCAGGGCAUACCCAACCUUGCGUCCCUCAGUCUCAACAAUAAUCAGCUGUCUCGAAUAGAUGACAGGUUGUUCGCUGGACUCAGCCACAUGUGGCUGUUGAACCUAGGAUGGAAUUCACUGUCUGUCCUGCCUGAGACGGGGUUUCAGGACCUACAUGGAUUACGAGAGUUAGUUCUUACUGGGAAUCGUCUGGCGUAUCUCCAACCGCAGCUAUUUCAGGGUCUUACUGAGCUCAAAGAAUUGGACCUAACUGGAAACAAUCUAAAAGUUAUCAAGGCAAAUGUGUUUCUGAAACUACCAAAGCUGCAGAAGCUGUAUCUGGCCCAAAACCAGAUCGUGACCGUGGCACCUAGGGCAUUUGCGGGCAUGAAAUCUUUGAGAUGGUUGGAUCUCAGCAGAAAUCGUCUAUCUGUACUUCACGAUGAAACUUUCCUCGGUCUACACAGCAUACAUGUGCUUCGCCUGUCAAAUAACUCGAUUAGUAGUCUAAGACCUGGGACUUUCCGUGAUUUGCAGUAUCUUGAGGAACUCUGCCUUUGUCACAACCAGAUACGAGCCUUGGGAGUGAGAGUUUUUGAAGGGCUGGGCCAUCUAGAGGUGCUGAACUUGGAGAACAACCGGCUACAAGAGGCACGCAUGGGCACAUUUAUGGGCCUGAAUCACCUUGCUGUGAUAAAACUUACAGGCAGUUGUUUUCACAGCCUACCAGAUCAAGUUUUCAAGGGUCUGUCAAAGCUCCACAGUAUUCACCUUGAUAGAAGCUGUUUGGCAAAAGUCUCAGCCCAAAGUUUUGUUGGUCUAACAGGUCUUCGCCGCCUUUUCCUACAACACAACAACAUAUCUACAGUGGAGCGUCAGAGUUUUGUGGAACUACAAGGGCUGCAACAGCUUGAUCUAAGAUUCAACCAGUUAACAUCCAUCACCUCCCACACAUUUUAUGGCCUGAAGAAUCUUGAUUACCUGCUACUGUCAGGCAACUUACUUCGCAAUCUUCCUGCUGAGGCCUUAGUGCCACUGCAACACCUGUCUUGGCUGGAUCUCUCUGGAAACAGGUUGGAGCUCAUACGUAAUGCGACUAUAUACAUGCUGCCACGCUUGCGCUACUUGAACCUGAAAGACAAUGUACUGGUCAGCCUCCCAGCUUCUAUACCUGAUCGCUUGGAUCAGCUCUGGCUCUCAGGUAACAACUGGAAAUGUGACUGCAGUGCCAAACCCUUUCGAGAUUUCGUUCUACAGAAGCCACAUGUAGUUCCACUGCAGGUUGAAAUGCUUGGGGAAGGUGAGGAGCCCCAUACACUUGUCACAAUAUACAAUAACAUCACAUGUGCCAGCCCACCCAGCGCUUCUGGACUUGACCUGCGGAACAUCGGCAGUGAACAUUUCCGGAACUGUUAAAUUAAAAAAAUUAUUAUUAAUUCUACUAAACCACAGAUUAAGUUUUCUAUUCAGCCAUUAUAAUUCAGAGCUUCCAAUCAUGACUUUUAUUUAUCUCAAGAAAUAUCUUCUUUUGUGAAAAGAUCUUACAAAGAUCCUUAAUAUAAGUCAUGCAAAAAUAACAAUAUUAUUGGAUAUAUAUCAAU
Molecule: messenger RNA, 2076 nt
Organism: Rhinichthys klamathensis goyatoka
Lineage: Eukaryota; Metazoa; Chordata; Actinopteri; Cypriniformes; Leuciscidae
Gene: igfals
Product: insulin-like growth factor binding protein, acid labile subunit
Exons: 1
Coding region: 38-1891 (617 amino acids)
Molecular function (GO): protein binding
Source: RefSeq, a predicted model, not a curated record